CUCCGCCAGAUUCAAUGACGACAUCUCUCCCUCUGCAUCGAACACCAUCGACUGGCCUCUUUGUCUCUUUGCCUGCGAUUUUUCCCACGACCAUGGAUCGCAGCUGCACCUGUUCGGUGAUUUUCCGGCGAAACCAGAACAGUGGCCUCACCAGAUGUAUGCAGCGAUGUUCUCACUGGCGGCGGCGGCCAGAUUGGGCAGUGGCGGCCUUUCCGGGCAGUGGCGGCCUUUCCGGGCAGCGGCGGCAGCGGCGGCCUUGCUGUGCAGUGGCAGCGGCAGUCUUGGCGUUGGUGGCUGGGAAAAAGAGUUUGAGUGGUGUCGGUGGUCU
Cuscuta epithymum is the source of this 328-nucleotide messenger RNA. NCBI's taxonomy places the organism in Eukaryota, Viridiplantae, Streptophyta, Magnoliopsida, Solanales, Convolvulaceae. The record is from the annotation of a GenBank genome assembly.